ACAAAACACAACAACAUUACACAUUCUUCUUCUUCUUCUCACUCCAAAUCUCUCUCUCUCUCUCUCUCUCUAAAAGAAAUCGAAUUUUUCACAAACCAAUCAAACACUCCAAUGGAUACAGAAACAGAAUCAACGAAUCUGACAUAAUUAACCAAUUUUCAAAAUUAGGGUUUCAUUCUAUUCAUCUUGACAAAACCUAAAGAAGAAAAAUUUGAAGAAGAAAGAAAAAUGAUGCAGAGAUUGUUGGGUGGACCUGGAACAGUGAGUGGAUUCUUGUUGAGGUUAGGACAAUGUGCAUUUGGUGCUGCUUCCAUUAGCGUCAUGGUUACUUCUUUUGGUUUCUCUACCUACACCGCUUUCUGCUAUUUGACUGCAUCAAUGGGACUUCAAGUGCUCUGGAGUUUUGGACUUGCUUGUCUUGAUAUUUAUGCCUUGAGAAGAAAGAGAGACCUACAAAAUCCAAUUCUUGUUAGCCUGUUUGUUGUAGGCGAUUGGGUAACAGCCAUUUUGUCACUAGCAGCUGCAUGUUCAUCAGCAGGAGUCGUAGUUUUAUAUACGAGAGACGUGGAUAUGUGUGCAACUCAUAAGAUAAUCCCUUGCCACAGGUACCAGGUUUCUGUAGCCCUGGCUUUCGUCACCUGGGCUCUUACUGCAAUGUCAUCACAUGUGAUGUUUUGGAUAUUGGCCUCAGUCUAGCUUGAUUUACAUGUUGGCAUCUUUGAUAUCUUUAUGACAUGCAGGGUGGAGUUUUGGUUAUUGUCCCUUCUCAAAACUUUUGAUUGUUGGUUUAUGAGUGCCAACAUAGUUGAGAUGUCAGUUAUCACAGUGGUUCCUCUCAAUCUAGUUAAUAGAUUUUCAGUUUAAUCUAAGCCUUGAAUUUCAUUUUUUCAUUUCUUUCUUAAUGUAGGCAAAUUAUCGAACUCGUGCGACUACAUUUUUGCUGUUGUACAUAAUUUUGUUUCCUUACAACCUUGAAAAGAGAUUAAAGUUCUCAUUUCACA
Messenger RNA from Medicago truncatula (barrel medic), 1001 nucleotides. Its product is annotated as CASP-like protein 5B2. Gene Ontology annotation, cellular component: membrane. The transcript has 3 exons. The coding region runs from base 229 to 696 and encodes 155 amino acids. The record is from RefSeq and is a predicted model, not a curated record. NCBI's taxonomy places the organism in Eukaryota, Viridiplantae, Streptophyta, Magnoliopsida, Fabales, Fabaceae.